CUCGCUGCAGCAAGAACUGGCGUCUGCGGCUGUUGCUUCGCCAGUGGCACUGCCAGCUCCGAGCCCCUUUCUCUCGUUCCCCCAGGUGCGAAUGCCGGUCCCGGAAACCCAGGCGGUCCCUUCAGCAAGCCCCAUGAUGCUGGCACAGAGCCCCAUGAUCUCCAUCGAUUCACACGACUCUGCGCCACAAGAUCGCCGGUCCAUCCCAGCUCAGCGCCAUGCCAGCCUCUUACCAGGCCAGGGCGGGCUCAGCGUCGAAUUCCCAGGAUUGGACCGCAAGCGCUCCAUGACCCUGCCGACCAUCCAUGUUGACAUGUCGCGCCAACACUCAGAGGUAGACAGGACCUCCAUUCAAGACGUGCCCCGUCUGCUUCAGGUCAAGGCCGACAACGGCGAUGCCGAGGCUGCUCUCGAGGUGGCCCAGAUCAUCGCUACCGACAUGCCUGUCGACAGCCCUCGCUGGGACCAAGCCGCCAGGUACUUCCAAAAGAGCGCCGACGCUCUCAACAUCGAGGCAUGCUUUGAAGUUGCCUGGCUGCACUUUGUAGGCCUUGGGCUCCACAAGAGCGACCUCGACGGCUUCAAUUACUGGAAGGAGGUUGUCCGCCGAUCCGCCGAUCCAGCCUUGCGUCAUAUGUCGCUGUACAUGCUGGGCUGGUGCUCCUUUCUUGGCCGUGGUGCACCCUCCAACCGAGCGGUGGCCACGGAGUGCUUCCGGAGCAGUGCUCAGGACGGAUUCGUCCUCGGCGAGCAGGCCCUUGACUUUAUGUGGAACCAAGACGUUGACAAGAUGCAAACUACCUCAGCUGUCGCCAAGCGCUUUUUCGAGCGGUGUGCUCUGCUGUCGCCAAGAGAUCCGCUUCUUGCCCAUCUGACGGCGGCAUGCUUGCUCUAUGGAUUUGGCACUGCCAGGGACCAAAGUCAUGCCCUCCAGAUCCUUGAACAGCAGUCGGACCAGGGUUUCCACCCCAGCCAGGCGCUUCUCGGAUGCUGCUACUUUUACGGCUUUGGAGUCAACCGAGACCACCGCACCGCGGCACACUGGUUUGCCCGUGCUGCCGAGCAUGACAAUCCGUACGCUCAGGUGAACUUGGCUCUGUGUUACGAAAAGGCCUACGGCGUCCCCCAGAACUUCUCGCAGUCCACCGUCCUCUACAAGCAGGCUGCCGUCCAAGGGAGCGCCGAGGGCCAGCGCAACCUCGGUCACUCGUAUUUCUACGGCCGCGGCACUGCUAGAGACCACGCCAAGGCAGUCGAGUGGUACCGGCGUUCGGCCGACCAAGGCAACGUGGAAGCCUGCGAUGACCUCGGCCAGUGCUUCAAGAACGGCCUCGGGGUGCAGCAAAACUACGCCAAAGCCAUCGAACUGUUCAGCAAGGCCGCCAAGGGCGGAAAUGUGGCUUCGCUCUAUCACAUCGGGCUCUGCUACUACUAUGGCCACGGCGUUGGUCAAAGCUACGAGCUGGCGGCUCAGUUCUUGCAGAACGCCGCCGAAAAGGGCGACAACAAUGCCCAGAACAGCCUGGCGAUUUGCUAUACCAACGGCCGCGGCAUUCCAGUCGACUUGGUCAAGGCCGUCGAGUGGUUCCGCAAGGCGGCCGAGGGCGGCAAUCCCGAUGCCAUGCUCUGGAUGGGCAUCAACUAUUCCCGCGGACACGGCGUCAUGCAGGACAACAACGAAGCCAAACGGUGGCUCCUCCGUGCCGCCGACAAGGGCAACGCCAAGGCUCGUGAACUCUACAGCGAUUUGAUCCAGAAGGAGAUCAUGGCGAGCGACGGCCGAGGUGCUCGGCAGAACCCACCCCGAGCAGCCCAGCAUAACAAUAACAGGGUCGCCCAAGGCAGCGGUGGCAGGAACGAGGGCAAUCCUUUUGCACGACAACCCACUGUCAGCGAGACCCUGCCUCGCCUCCAUCCUUAACACCACCUAGCGCCCAACCCGAUGAUGGGUCCGUGCAUGUAU
Polychytrium aggregatum is the source of this 1963-nucleotide messenger RNA. RefSeq lists its product as uncharacterized. Bases 92 to 1921 code for a protein of 609 amino acids. The transcript has a single exon. The record is from RefSeq and is a predicted model, not a curated record. Gene Ontology annotation, molecular function: protein binding. NCBI's taxonomy places the organism in Eukaryota, Fungi, Chytridiomycota, Chytridiomycetes, Polychytriales.